CCUCCAGUUAAGAGCAGUAUGAGUAAGGAACUGUCUCUAAGUCAGUCAGCUCAAUAUGUUGGGCCCUAUCGACUGGAAAAGACUCUGGGGAAGGGACAGACAGGACUUGUCAAACUGGGGAUCCACUGUAUUACGGGUCAGAAGGUAGCCAUCAAAAUAGUCAACAGAGAGAAGCUGUCUGAGUCAGUCCUGAUGAAGGUUGAAAGGGAGAUUGCCAUUCUGAAACUGAUUGAGCAUCCGCAUGUAUUGAAGCUGCAUGAUGUUUACGAGAAUAACAAAUAUCUGUACCUGGUGUUAGAGCAUGUGUCAGGAGGAGAGCUUUUUGACUACCUGGUAAAGAAGGGCCGGCUAACUCCGAAAGAGGCCAGGAAGUUCUUCAGGCAGAUCAUCUCUGCUUUGGAUUUCUGCCACAGUCAUUCCAUCUGUCACAGAGACCUGAAGCCUGAGAACUUGCUCCUGGAUGAAAAGAACAACAUUCGUAUUGCUGACUUUGGCAUGGCCUCCCUGCAGGUGGGAGACAGUCUGUUAGAAACCAGCUGUGGAUCACCACAUUACGCUUGCCCUGAGGUUAUACGGGGGGAGAAGUAUGAUGGGCGGAGAGCAGAUGUGUGGAGCUGUGGGGUCAUUCUGUUUGCCCUACUGGUGGGGGCCCUUCCUUUUGACCACGACAAUUUACGCCAGCUCCUGGAAAAGGUAAAGAGCGGGGUGUUCCACAUGCCUCACUUCAUCCCCCCGGACUGUCAGUCCCUGCUGAAGGGAAUGAUUGAGGUCAACCCUGAAAAGAGGCUCACGCUAGAGGCCAUCCAGAAACAUUCCUGGUAUCUGGGUGGUCGUAACGAGCCGUGUCCUGAGCAGCCUCCUCCAAGGCGGGUUUGUGUGAGGCGAAUCUUGUCCCUGACUGAGCUGGACCCAGAUGUGCUGGAUAGCAUGCACUCGCUCGGUUGUUUCCGAGACAGAGUCAAGCUCACACGUGACUUGCAGUGUGAGGAAGAAAACCAGGAGAAAAUGAUCUAUUACCUUCUGCUAGACAGGAAAGAGCGGUACCCCAGCUAUGAGGAUGAGGACUUACCUCCGCGCAAUGAUGUAGACCCUCCUCGAAAGCGCGUCGACUCCCCUAUGCUGACGCGCCACGGCCGUUGCCGUCCCGAAAGGAAGAGCCUGGAGGUCCUGAGUGUCACCGAGCAAGGGUCUCCUACACCACCUCGCAGGGCCCUGGACACAGCUGCACACAGCCAGAGGUCUCGCUCAGUCAGUGGAGCGUCAACCGGUCUCUCCUCCAGCCCUCUCAGUAGUCCCAGGUCCUAUCAGAGCCCCGUCUUCACUUUCAGCCAAUCAGAUGUCACCUCUGCCACCGCUUCCCCACUCACAAAGGAGUCCAAACAGGGAAGCACCACCACUCCUCGCUCAGCACGGGCUCAUGACAAGCCCAAAGCUCCCCCAAACCCAAAGACCCAGACCUUGCCCACCAAGGGACCCGCCAACCGACCCCACCUACAGCCCAUCAAAUCCUUGCCUCUGCAAAAUCCAUCCUCCCGCUCGCCCUCCCCUUCCCCACUCCUGUCACCCAUCCCCCGUUUCUUCUUCCCUUCCUCUUCUGUCCUAAAGUCAGUGACUAAGAGCUUCUACCCAAACUCUGCCCACUCUGUGCCGCAGGUCACUCCCCAGGGCUCUCCGUUGCCCACACCCUUGGGCACCCCUGUUCACCACCCUCACCACCCCUCCUCCACCCCGCCCUCCUCUUCCUCGUCCUCAUCCUCCUCGCGGGCGGAGGGAGGGGGAGGGGUGGGCUCACUGUCGCUGACCCCACCCUCCAGUCCAGGAGGGGGGAGCGGCAUGGCAGCCAGCAGCUCUGCCCAUUGGAGGACUCGCCUCAAUUCUUUCAAGAACAACCUCCUGGGCUCACCAAGAUUCCAUCGGCGUAAAUUGCAAGUUCCUACAUCAGAGGAUAUGUCCAGCCUAACACCAGAAUCCAGCCCUGAGCUAGCUAAGAAAUCGUGGUUUGGGAAUUUCAUCGGCUUGGAGAAAGAGGAGCAGAUCUUCGUGGUGAUCAGAGACAAACCGCUGAGCUCUGUUAAAGCUGACAUUGUCCACGCCUUCCUGUCUAUCCCAUCCCUCAGUCACAGCGUCCUCUCACAGACCAGCUUCCGAGCCGAAUACAAAUCCUCCGGCGGUCCCUCCGUCUUCCAGAAGCCCGUCAAGUUCCAGGUGGACAUUGCCUUUUCCGAGGGCGAGAGGGAGCGGGACAGGGAGAGAAACGAGAGGGAGGGCAGGAGGGAGACAGGAAUUUACAGCGUGACAUUCACCCUCAUAUCAGGUCCGAGUCGCAGGUUCAGACGGGUGGUGGAAACGAUUCAAGCGCAGCUUCUCAGCUCCCAUGAUCACCCACUGGUGUCAGCCCUAUCUGAUCCCUUCCCAGAUGAGAAGAACAGUCGGCCCCACGGGACCCCCACCCGCCAAAACUCGAGGCGCUCCGAGGGUGGGGGCGACAGGUGCGAGUGGGGUGACCGAGCAGAUGGCGGAGGCAUAGGAGGCAGCGGGGGAGUUCUGCAGCGCAGAGGCUCCGCCAAAGAGAGAACCCGACUGCUGUCCUCCAACGGAACCCAAUCCCAACCGUAGGAUAGAAAGUUAGACUGCGCAGCAGGAUGCCUGAACUACACCAGAAAGAAGACAGUGUAAUUUCAUCUCCAAGUAUCCCUGCAAGCCAUGAGCUACUCCUAUUCUUCCUUGUCUAAGUUACUGAAGGUGCUUGACCACAGAGCAAGGAUUGAGCCUUUUUCCUCCCCAUCAUGCACAUUUUUUCCAACUCGAGAUUCUACCGAUCUUAUGAUUACCAGGAUUCCUACCCUUAAAUGAGAAACAAGUGUUAACAAACCGCCCUUUAAUGAAAAAAAAUAAUAACAAUACGUGAAUGAGCAGUUUGGUAUUCAUCAUAGGUACAGCUUCACAGAUCAAACUAGGAAUUUUGAAGUGCUAAUGUGCAUGCCAGUUAGCGAAUCAGCCUGUUCAAGGAUGCUGAUAUGAUCAGAUAGGCUAGUCUACCAUAUCAUCGUAUUACAGUAUCCAACACCAAAAAAAAGGAAAAAAAGAAAUAACAGUCUUGUGAUGGUUCUCGAGAUUACUCCUAAAAUGAAUCAGUGCGCUCAUAUCACUAUCAAGCAACAUCUAAACCCGCCCACUAAAAAGAAAUAUGAAUGCAUCUCAGCAGAAGAAUCCUAAAGAGUUAGCACCCUGCUGCCGCCCCAGUGAGUGGCGAUGAGCUCAGUGAAGGUCCUGUUUUUCUCCAGCAGUGUCUCCUCCUAAGGUAAAGAAAACCAACAAAGUAAGCUAAGUAAGUGAAUGUGAACAAAAAAAGAUAUUUUUUUAUUUAGUUUUUAUUUAUGUUUACACAUUUCUUUUAAGGAUGUCAGUAGCACAGUGAUCACAGUAAAGACAGCAACUGAGACACUCCACACAGUGUUUGACAGUGGAAGCUGCUUUUCCGACAGGCAUUCAUUCAGAGUUAAGUGUUUCGAUUCUUUUAUAUUUGCUUUUUACUCAGAGACAAUAUGAAACAAUGCUUCUAAGAUUUUUGCAUUGGACCCUCGUUGCUCUGAAGAAAAGUGUUUGAACAGAAAUAUGAACAGUAAUAUAUGAAAGCUUUGUUUUGUCGUCACUAUCCGUGAUUAGCUUCAUGAACCUCAUCACAGCUGUUUGCGCCCAGAUUGAAUGAGAAGAGCAUCACCGGCCUGUGGAUCAAACAGAAACCGCCUUUCUCGUCAAGCUUUGUCUCCUGUUGCCAUAGUAUUCAUAUACUGACUCAUGUCAAAAUAAAGCAAACAAACAAACAAAAAAAGAAGAUACACAGUAAGGAAAUUCAUCAAUGGGACGCAUUCAUGAUGCUGGACUUUAAAAAAGGUGUCAGCUUCUUGUUGAACAGGACUUCCUAACCCCACGCUCGUUAUUUCAGUGUUCACCGACAAGCCAAGUAUCCAUCGCCGCACCCUUGCUCAUCACUAAGAGUCGCCAUUCUGCAAGCAGACGUAGCAACUCAAGGCAGUCACAUAUAUUACUCCAGUACUCUAUCAGACUAGUCGAUGUUCAUCACAGUCUUCCAUACAGUGCAAUAUGCAACAAGAGUGCAGAAGGAUUUCAGAGAGACACACAGUGCUACACUUUAUUAUUUUAAUGUCAUUUUUUCUAAUCUGUCGAUUUUUCUGUCUGUU
Messenger RNA from Pundamilia nyererei, 4202 nucleotides. RefSeq names its product BR serine/threonine kinase 1a (gene brsk1a). Gene Ontology annotation, cellular component: cytoplasm. Gene Ontology annotation, molecular function: ATP binding; protein serine/threonine kinase activity. The record is from RefSeq and is a predicted model, not a curated record. Gene Ontology annotation, biological process: intracellular signal transduction; protein phosphorylation. Bases 19 to 2616 code for a protein of 865 amino acids. The transcript has 19 exons. NCBI's taxonomy places the organism in Eukaryota, Metazoa, Chordata, Actinopteri, Cichliformes, Cichlidae.